CCGUUUUUUUUCUCCUGUAAAACCAUUUCAGUCGGCUGGGUGGAAAGUCCAGAAGUCCUCUCGCAUAAUGUUGCGUUUUUAACUCUGUAUUUACGGUACAUUUUUCGUCAUCAACCUGCGAAAAUAAAUGAUCUCCACCAACGUAGCUGUUACCAUGGUUGUUACCAUCUCGGUUAACAAAGUCAUCAACGGAACCUGAUUGAUCGUUCCAUUCCUCAUCAACGUGGCUACGAAAAAAAUUAAUGCUGUUUUAAAAGGUGGAGUAAAAUUGUUUGGUAAAAUGACGGAUUAUGCUCAUUUUCAAACACAGAUAACCACCAUUAUGGAAAUCAUGACAAAAUCAGCUAUAGCAGAAAUUGGCAAACUUUUUGACGACAGCUCCUCAGUUUUGUGUUCGAAAAUAGUGAGGAGUUUAAAUGAGAAUGAAGAGCUGAAAAAGUUGUUGCAGCAGGACCUGAGGACGGUGCCACGACAAAAAGAGGAAAUGCCAGGAUCGCGCGAGAAGCCUGUCAACACUCGAUCCGUUGGAGUCCAAGUUUUCGUGGAAGAGCAGUGGACAGAGAGGGUCUUUGGUGGGCAGGAGUGCAGCUUCGGUCUGAGAAGAGAUGGAGAACCUGCAGGUGUGGAAGAGUCUCCAGACGUGGAGGUCAGGACUGAACCAGUUCUUAUCAAGCAGGAGAAACUGGAAGAGGACUUGUGUUACAGUGACCCACAGCCAACACCUGUAGGAGAUGGGAAGAAACUGGACCCACGGCCCACACCUGUGGAAGAGGAACAGGUAACACAGCCCACACCUGUAGACGAUGUGAAGAAACUGGACACAGAGCCCACACCUGUAGGAGACCCAGAGGAGCUGAGUGAGCAGCACAGGUGUGGACACGGUGAUGAGGAGCUCAGUGGACUGGAGUUUGUGGUGAAGGCAGAGCAAGAGGAAGAGCAUGUAGCCCAGAGACUCAAUCAGACAGGAUGUGAACACAGUGCAGGAAGACUCAACAAUCUGGGCUCUGAGUAUGUGAUGUAUGAGAGAGACAGUCAGUUAUGGACUUCCUUUACCCAAGAGGACAGUGACCUAGAGACUGAUGAUCCAGUUUGUUCUAACACUACAGAACAGUGCUCACAGAGUUUGUCAAUUCACACACAGCUACAAUAUGCUCCUGCCACCAUGGAAGUGUCUGGAAACACACUGUCCCCUUUUGGGCCUUCAUAUUUUACAGAGUUUGAUAAGAUUGGUGAGAGGCCGUCUGCUGGCAGUGAGGAGCUCAGAUCAGAGGCCAUUCACACACAGCAGGGUCAGUACAGAGAGAGACUUGUGCACACAGUGGAGAGAGAGAAUCAGACAUUACUGCCCCAGCAGCAGCAACAUGGACCCUCAGUAAAACACACGAGAGGCAGUGAGAGCCCAGCCCAGCCACACUCAGGCUCUCGGUAUGAGACCAGCUCUACUCUGAGUGCCAGCGCUUUCAGAGAUUGGGAGGACAAGACUCUAAGCAGGCCUAGCAUGACAGAGAAACUGUUCUGUUGUACACAUUGUGGAAAGAGCUUUGAACACCGCUGUCAUCUUGUAGUUCACAAGAGAAUCCACACGGGGGAGAAACCAUACAGCUGCACUCACUGUGGGAAGCGAUUCAGCCAGAGCUCCAAUCUUAUCACACAUCUGCGAAUUCACACUGGCGAGAAACCUUUCCGCUGUACAAACUGUGGGAUGUGUUUUGCCCAACAGUCUACUUUCUCAAUGCACCAGCGAACGCAUACGGGAGAAAAACCAUUCACUUGCGGUCAGUGUGGGAAGGGAUUCGCCCGGCGAGCCAGCCUACGAGAACACUAUAAAACUCACGCACGAACGCGCCCGUAUCACUGCACCCAGUGUGCGAAGAGCUUCGCUCACCAGCGUACCCUCGUUGCACACCAGAAGAUUCACGCGCGAGUGAAACCACACAGCUGCAACUAAUGUUGUCUUUCUGUGAUUUACUUGUGUAUCAGGAUGUUUAGUUCGGCUAGGUAAGCAGUGUCUGGCUAGGUAAGGGGGUUUGUUCGUACAUUUGCGUGUUGCGGUAUUACGAUUAAAAAAUUAAUAAAUGUAAAUAAAUGAUGAUCAAAUAGGCCCCUGGUCCUUAUCUUUGUUGUACAGGUAGCAGUUGAAAUUGUACUUCCCUCAAGGGUCUUUCAGCACACUUACCUCUGGUUAUGGGUAUGCACUUUGCACUUUGUACGUCGCUCUGGAUAAGAGCGUCUGCCAAAUGCCAUUAAUGUAAUGUAAUGUAAUGUUAAAUGACUUAAUUUUAUUUAAAGGCCCCUCAAACUCAUAAGACUUCACUGGUGAAAUGAACCUCUCUGAUUGGAAUGGUAUUCGUUACUAAUCUGUAUAUUAGUCAGAUAUUUGAGGUUAAAGUAAAAUUUGGUCACAUAAUUCAUGAGUAGGCGGCACGGAUGUUGCGGUGGGUAGCACUGCCGCCUCACAGCAAGGAGGUCCUGGGUUCGAAUCCCCGUCGGCCGGGGACUCUCUGUCCGUGUUUGCGUGGGUUUCCUCCGGGUACUCCGGUUUCCUUCCCCAGUCCAAAGACAUGCAGGUUAGGCUGAUUGGAGAGUCUAAAUUGCCUGUGGGUAUGAGUGUGUGAGUGAAUGGUGUGUGUGUGUGCCCUGUGAUGGACUGGCGACCCGUCCAGGGUGUAUUCCUGCCUUUCGCCCAAUGUAUGCUGGGAUAGGCUCCAGCCCCCCUGCGAGCCUGUUCAGGAUAAGCGUGUUAGGAUAAUGAAUGAAUGAAUGAAUUCAUGAAAACAUAACGUAACAUCAAGCAUCAGUGUUUCCCUUUCUGUGGCUUU
This is a messenger RNA of Conger conger (European conger), 2819 nucleotides long. RefSeq names its product zinc finger protein 892-like. The record is from RefSeq and is a predicted model, not a curated record. NCBI's taxonomy places the organism in Eukaryota, Metazoa, Chordata, Actinopteri, Anguilliformes, Congridae. The transcript is spliced from 3 exons. Bases 281 to 1948 code for a protein of 555 amino acids.